UUGCCGUGUGAGGGCCGCACCCUUUUCGCUCAUUGACUUGCGCCACAUCACCUUGCUGGAGGAUCGCCAUGGCAACAGGUUGCCCGUAGCGACGGGGUACCGCUCCAUCGCCGCCAGAAAGCCAGACAGCGCGGGGGCGCGCACAGAGAAACGCACGCACGGCAGGGUGAGGUCCGCGCACAGAGACACGCUCAGACGCGGCGGGCGGCUCGUGCGGACUCGGGGAUCGAACCGGCGGCAGCGGCGGCGGCAUGAUGGCGGGCUGACGUGACGACAGCAAACGACACACGAGAAAACAACAAGAACAGGAGCAGGCGUCCGGCCACGGCACUCCCGCACACCCCCCUGUUCCGUGCGUGGUUAUCGAGCGCCGGCCACAGCGCUGGAGCCGCGACGCUCCAGCAUGGACGUGCCCAGGAUGGCCGAGGGCCUCUUCAGCAGCACGCUGUCGUCGUCGGGUGGCGGCCACCACGCGGCGUCCUACCUGACGCUGGAGCAGAAGGCGGCCUUCGUCUUUGUGAUGCUGCUCUUCAUCUUCCUGGCGCUCCUCAUCGUGCGCUGCUUCCGCAUCCUGCUGGACCCGUACCGCAGCAUGCCCUCGUCCAACUGGACCGACCACACCGAGAAGGACACCUUCGACUAUCGCAUCGUCUAAGCCAGGGGUUCUCAAACUCUUGGGGUCCAGAGGAGAAAUUUUAAAAUCUUAAAACAUAACUAUCAUGCGUAUCCCUAAAUUCCAUGGGAAUUCCCGUUUAGCGCGGGGGGAUACAUUCCAGACGUACCGGCUGUGGGUUCCAACCUGCAAUAUCAUUUAAACCUAUUGCCCAUUUUUGAGACAAACAUUUACAUGAUGUUACGAGUUGGAUUUUGUCAGGAUAAAAUAUCAGAAUUUUACAAGAAUUAGGAUAAAUCGUAAUCUUACGAGAUUUGAGUUUGACUUUUUUUCUGGAUAAAACGUCAUAAUCUAUGAGAAUAAAGUCAGAUUUUUACGAGAAUACAAUUUUAUUUUUACAGGGUAAAUUCGUAAUAUUGUAAUAUUACGACUAUAGUCAAAUUUUAACGAGGGUAUAAAGUCAUCGUAUUUUAAGUGAAUUUCAAAAAUACAACUUUAUUCAUGUAAUAUUACACUUUUUAUUCUGGAAAACACACUUUGCAAACAAAAUGCAAACCUUUUUGGGUAGGGCGUCAAUUACUUGCGGAUUUUGGCGAUUCGCGGCACUUUUAACGAAAUUAUACGAAAUCAUUUCUUGAAAAAUGAUUUUGUGAACUCCCAAGUUACAGCUUGCGGACCCCCAGUUUGAGAACCACUGGUCCAAGUUCCUUGGACAACGGCGACUGCGCUGGGAAAAUGGCUACCCUGAGUGGACGUACUCCCCCGCCCCUAUCCCCCUUGAGUGGACAUCUUCCUUCCUCCUCCCUCAUCCUCCAUUCGUGGACUACCUCGUUCCGCCAUCUUGUGUGUGGACGUCUAAACAGGGUCAAAACAGAGUUUACAUGCCAGCGUCCUUGCUAGAUUUAGACAAUCAGUGUUGUCCCGCCAACCUGCGUAGUCGACCUCCUCCAAGGCUUCCCGCCGCCUUCUCUUUCUUCUUCUACUUGGAGCGCUCCCUUUAACGUAAACCCUUUGAACAUUGGCGGUGGCGGUGUCGGACCCAAAGUUGACAGUGCUGUACCGUGUGCCUCCACAUGUUGUCUCGUGUGGUUUAUCGUCACGUGACGUCCGUGUUCCUCAAGCAGGGUCACUGCCGGCACUUGGUAGGCGGACGGCGGCGGCGCCUCGACCGCGGCGGCAUCUCGUCGGUCGUCUCCGUCUCCGUCCUCCCGCCAAAGCCUUCGCCCACUGACGCCAUGGCUUCUCGCCAGCUGUGCGCCUUAUAGCAGAGGUGGGGGAAUCAAGUCACAUGACUUGACUCGAGUCUGACUUAAGUCGUCAAUUUUAAGGACUUGGGAUGUGUUUGGCUAAAAUGUAUAACUUGACUUGACUCUGACUUCUUGAGACUUGACUCGAUCGUUCUUGGUAAGACUCGACGUAAAUUAUAGUACCUGAUUUGACAAGUCAGCGACACGGUGUGCGACUGGUUAGCACACCUGCCUCACAGUUCUGAGGACCUGGGUUCAAAUCCUGCCUUCCUGUGUGGAGUUUGCAUGUUCUCCGUACUUUUAGCUUCACCGAAGACGACAUUUUUCUUCACUGUGACGUGAGUAUGAAAAGUUGUUUGUCUAUACGUGGCCUCCUCUUGACAGCUGACCAGUCCCGGGUGUACCCCGCGUCUCAUCCGAAGCCAGCCGGGAUUGGCUCCAGCUCACCUGCGACCCGAAUGACAAACUGGAUGGAUGUCUGGGUUUACUCCGCAGUUUAGCUAACUAAGAGCUGGCCAAACAUUAGCUAAGCUUAAUGUCAGUUCUACACCGGUUAAGAGAAUAAAGUCAUAGAUAUUACAGACACUGCUUCAAGUACAGAUACUAAGUGGAAAGUGCUAAUGUGUGAAAAUACUGGGUAUUUGCUUUAUUUUUGCCACAGUAACUUGGGACUUGAAGGUUAAGACUUGGGACUUAUGACUUGCACAUAAGGUGACUUCCGCCCACCUCUGCCUUUGUAGUGUAGAUUGUUUACAGAAUUUUCUUCCUGGUGAUGUCAUUAAAAGAGAGACACUCCCCCCACGCCCCAACUCCUCCCUCGCCACGCGUGCACUUCCUGCUGAGACAGGAAGUGGACCGCUUGAGCCUUUCUCGCGCCGUUCUCGUGAUGCUGUGGCCUUUAUCCCGCCCCGCCCCCCCCCC
Molecule: messenger RNA, 2781 nt
Organism: Phyllopteryx taeniolatus (common seadragon)
Lineage: Eukaryota; Metazoa; Chordata; Actinopteri; Syngnathiformes; Syngnathidae
Product: cortexin-3
Exons: 2
Coding region: 404-655 (83 amino acids)
Source: RefSeq, a predicted model, not a curated record